AUGCCAGCGAGGUCACUAAGAUCUGCUGCGCCGGCAGCCGGGCCACGAAAGUGUGUCCGUGCCCGAGUCCGAAUGUCUCGAAAUGGACCCCAUCCCGGUCUAUGUUGGCGUCGGCCAGACGGCCGUGACUCUGCACUACCGAAUCCCAGCCGUACACACGCACCAUAUAUCAAGCGCAACAGUCAUCCGCAUCGACCAGAUGUUGCCGCGGCCGAGCAGCCAGUCGGUGAUGUCUAUAUGGAUGCGUGCCAGAGCGUUGUCGAAUAA
Messenger RNA from Sporothrix schenckii 1099-18, 267 nucleotides. RefSeq lists its product as uncharacterized. The transcript has a single exon. The record is from RefSeq and is a predicted model, not a curated record. NCBI's taxonomy places the organism in Eukaryota, Fungi, Ascomycota, Sordariomycetes, Ophiostomatales, Ophiostomataceae. The coding region runs from base 1 to 267 and encodes 88 amino acids.